Molecule: messenger RNA, 4385 nt
Organism: Branchiostoma belcheri (Belcher's lancelet)
Lineage: Eukaryota; Metazoa; Chordata; Leptocardii; Amphioxiformes; Branchiostomatidae
Exons: 3
Coding region: 25-4365 (1446 amino acids)
Molecular function (GO): protein binding; [protein-PII] uridylyltransferase activity
Source: RefSeq, a predicted model, not a curated record
GUUUAAGGAAUUCAGACUAAGGAAAUGCCUGACAACAACAUGACCAGCCUGGCAAGUAAGCUGGGACACCUGCAGCUUUGCCUUAAGAGUGAACACGACCAAGAACUGGGGUAUGGACUGGCACUGAGAGAAGCUAUCAUUACGUCAGACCAUAUUAUGGAGAUAGAAGUCUUGAAAAGCCUUGGAGAUCUUCAUCUUGAGAAAGCCAAGCUCAGGAAAGAUUCUGCAGAGUUUGACAAGGCUGCUGGCCUGUAUGCUGCUGCCUUACUGCGCUGCAAAGAUCCAAACGUGGGAGAAACACUGGAACACCGUGUCCACUACAUGGAGAAACUCUCCAGACAACUGCUGCAGGGGUACAGUCCACAGUAUCAGUCACCAGACUUCUGGGGUACUGCUGACAGUAAUGUCUUAAGGGUGACAGAGAUUUGUGACAAACUGGUCAGAAGUGUGACAUCAUGGCGUUCCCUUGAGGAAGUUUUAGUGAAGACAUUAGUGAAUGCUAUUGCAAGCAUUGACAUUUUCUUAGAGCUUGAGGUUUUAAAAUCUUUAGGAGAUCUGUACCUUGAGAAAGGGAAGAAAACUUCUGAUGUAUCGCAGUUCUCCAAGGCAGCUGCCAUGUACAACAAGGCCCUGACAACAUGUGAGGAGCAAGGAGCAAAAGAAACUCUGCACCAUCGCAUCAGGUACACAGACAAGAUCAGGGAUGCAGUGAAAAAGGUAAACCUGGACUCAGCAGAAAAGUACUUUGCAGCUGCACUCAAGACUGUACAUUUAAGAGAUCCCACUGUUCAGCAGUACCAGAGAGAAGUGGAGCCCCUGUGCAAGUUGGGGGAUGUCUACAGUAAGCGAGGUCAGCAGACAGGAGACGGGGGAGACUUGGUCAAAGCAGCAGCACUCUACAAUGCAGCAAUAGCCAGGUCAGAGGAUCAAGUCCUCAAUGGUAACUUAACAACAGCUAUUAGGGAAAUAGAGAAGUUGUUUCUGCAAUGUAUCUUAGAUGUUCAUUGUGUAGCUCAAAACAACACAGAAAAUCACAAGAAACAGCUGAAGGAGAUGCGGGACCAGAUCAAGCUGGAGAUGGAAACCAUUGACCAGCAGCUGGAUCCCUAUGUACAUGAUGAGGAUGACCCAUGUGUCAGAAAGAUAGAGGCAAAACGAGCUCAGGCUGUCAGGCAGUUGUUUAAGAAAAUUGCACAACAAAGGAAGGAGUUCAUCAGCCUGCUUGUAGAAGAGUGUAUUGGGUUAAUGGGUCCCCCUCCCUGUAAGUAUGCCCUGAUAGGUUUGGGUUCACAGGCCACAGGACUGGUAACUCCAUACUCAGACCUGGAGUUUGCCAUCUUGGUAGAGAAAGAAAGUGAAGAAUGUCUUGUGUAUUUCCGUAAGCUCACCCACUACCUUCACCUCAAGGUGGUCAACCUGGGAGAAACCAUUCUCCCAGCACUUGCAAUAAGAAGUCUAAAUGACUUUUACUCAAUCAAUCCACUUGACAACUGGUACUAUGACUCUGUUACACCUCGUGGGUUUGCAUUUGAUGGCUCCAUGCCAAAGGCAAGCAAGACUCCACUGGGCAGGCAGGGAACUAAGAACAGACCACCCAGUGAACUCAUCUGUACCCCACAAAACAUGGUCAAAAUACUACAAAAUGAUGCCACAUUGUAUCAGAAGGAGGGAUAUCACCUUGCCAGCAUCUUGAGAAACCCAUGCCUGAUAGCAGGGGACCAGGAUUUGGUUGACAUAUACAUGAACAUCACAGUGGAGAUACUGCAAGCUGAUGGGGGUAAGAUGGCUCAUGAACUGGCACAGAUGGUAUUGAAGGAAAAUAUUAAAGACUUCAGUGAUAACUACAUAGUUACAGCAGAAAUGAUUGAUGUGAAGAAAAAACUCUAUCGCUUCCCAGCUGUAGCAGUGGACUGUUUGGCACUGUUGUCAGGCAUCAUACCUACCACAGUUUGGAAAACAAUAGACAAAAUGGAAAACCAACCGGUGAUCUGUCCUCAUAAUGCAAAUCAUGUUAGAGUGCUUGUCAGUAUCUCAGCAGAACUCAGGCUCAGGACAUACAUUGCAAAUGGAGGACAGAGGGAAAACCUGUCAGGGCUCUCCUCAAUGCAAUCAGUGUUACAGGAAACAGAAUCAUAUUCGGAGAAAGAUGUUGAAAACAGUGCAAAUACAUUGAAACCAGUUUUCCAUCUGCCAACGAAAAAACAGCUUAUUAGGUACUACUAUACAGCCAUUCCCCUGAAAAAGUUUCUAUCUGAACAGCUCCAGAAAAAGCAUGUCCCAACUUUGAUGUCUCAUUUCUACGUUGAAUCUCCAGUAGCCCGAGGAAUGAUGUACUUUGAGCUAUGUGAAUUUGCACAGGCUGUAAUUCAUUUAGAUGAGGCCCUGAAAAGAACUGUAGGUACUGGGAAAGAGAAAAUGUCUCUCUGCGGUAUUCUUGGGAGGUGUUGGUUGAGGCUAGGUGACUAUCAAAAAGCCCGCAGGUAUCUUGAAGAGGUAGAGCAGAUACAAAGAAGUAUGUAUGGACCGAAUGCAAUUAAUGAUGACAUCGCUUCCUGUUUUCUCAACCUCGGAUUAAUCUGGCAAUACCUUGCCGAUCAAAAAACAUCAAUUGCUUAUUUGGAAAAGGCACUCAAGAUGUACAAGAGCAUUCAUGGUCAGGAAAAUGCACAUUUGGAAAUAGCACAUUCACUCAAAAGUCUAGGAGAUACUUGGUUCGAAAUGGGCAAUUACAGGAAAGCAAUCGAAUAUGUUGAAACAGCAAUACAGAUGUUCAGAAGUAUCCAUGGGCAGCUUGCACAACAUCACCACAUUGCCACCGCACUAGGCAGCCUAGGACUAUUCUGGAGUUGCCUGGGUAAUCAUGGGAAAGCAAUCACCUACACAGAACAGGCGCAACAGAUGUACUUUAGUAUUUAUGGUCAGAAUGCAGUACAUCCUGAGAUUGCCGGCUCCUUUAACAAUUUGGGGAAGUUCUGGCUUACAUUGGGUGAUAAUAAGAAAGCACUGAGCUACCUUGAAAAGGCAAUACAGAUGUCAAGGAGUAUCUAUGGUCAGAAAGCACAUCUCGAAAUUGUUACUACACUCUGUAGUGCAAGCCUAAUCUUGCUGGUCAUGGGGGACCACAAGAAAGCCAUGCAUUACUGUGAAGAGGCACUCCAAAUGAAAAGCAUUAUCUAUGGGCAGAGUAAACCGGCUGAAAUGGCUACUUUGCUCACCAACAUGGGGAUACUCUGCCAUCAGCUUGGCAAAUACCAAAUAGCGAUCAGUCAGCUAGAAGAGGCACUACAAAUACACAGAAGUGUCUUGGGGCAAACUGCAAUCCAUCCUUCCAUUUCUAAGGUUUUAAUAAACAUGGAAAUAACCUGGCGCUCCCUGGGUGAUCUAGAGAAAUCAGUAAGUUAUUGUAAACAGGCACUGACAAUGUUAAGAAAUAUCCAUGGCCAGACAAAGGAGCAUCAAGACAUUGCCCUCUGUCUCAGUGCCUUGGGCGAGGGUUUGGUAGGACUGGGAGAUAAUGAAAAAGCAAUAAGAUAUAGUGAACGGGCACUGAAGAUGUUCAUGAAUAUCUACGGCCAGACUACUGACCAUCCUCAUAUUGCAAGGUCACUAUACAACUUGGGGACAGCCUGGGGUAAUCUGUGUGAUUACCGUAAGUCAAUUAUGUAUUUAGAGCAGACAUUACAGAUGCUCAAGAAAGUCCAUGGGAAGAAUACUCCACAUCUUGAUCAUGACAUUGCAGCUGCACUUUCCAGACUGGGAUUAGCCUGGUAUGGCCGAGGUGAUCAUAGAAAAGCAAUCAGCUACCAUGAACAGGCCUUGCGUAUCAUGAGGAGUAUUCAUGGCCAGGGUACAGCACAUCCUAGCAUUGCCAUGUCACUUAACAAUAUAGGUGUUCUCUGGCAGGAAUUAGGUGAUCACAGUAAGGCUAUGAGUUACUUUAAGCAGGCACUGCAGAUGCAGAAGAGUAUCUAUGGUCAGAAUGCACAAAAUUUGAACAUUGUGAGUUUACUUUGCACCCUUUCCAUUUCCAGUUAUGAUUUGGGUGAUUUUAGAAACGCAAUCAGUUAUCAUAAACAGGCACUGGACAUGGAAAGGAGUAUCAAUGGUCGGACUAUAGCACAUCCUGAUGUUGUGCAGGCUCUCAAUGACUUAGGCAGAGCCGGGUGCAAGCUUGGUGAUUAUAGGGAAGCAAUUACAUACUUUGAACGGUCACUACAGAUGACAAGGAGUAUCUAUGGCCAUAACACACCACAUCCCAACACUGUUACUGCACUGAGAAACUUGUCAGAUGUGCUGGCCCUUCAAGGUGAUCACAGAAGAGCAAUUAGUCUCCAGCUAGAAGCAUUGGUUAUGACAAGGGAGUAAAAUUAACUUUUGCAGGGAAA